This is a messenger RNA of Paramacrobiotus metropolitanus, 1338 nucleotides long. RefSeq lists its product as uncharacterized. The record is from RefSeq and is a predicted model, not a curated record. The transcript has 3 exons. The coding region runs from base 434 to 1108 and encodes 224 amino acids. Lineage: Eukaryota; Metazoa; Tardigrada; Eutardigrada; Parachela; Macrobiotidae.
AGACAAUGCAAAACGUUCGCUGUUGUCUCUUGGCUCCGCCUCCGAAAAGUGCCAUUGGGCAGCGCUUCCCGCGCGGUGAGCGACUGACGUACAGUUCGUCCGUACUACGUCGAGUACGAUGAGAGCAGGUUUCAGAUUGCUCAAUUGGUCGAGUGUCGACACUAGUCACAUUUCCACACUUACUGUUUGCAGAUUCCGUAAAAACUUUGCAGUUUGAUCAAUUUUAUGCCAUUCAGUAGUCCAAACACGUCGUUAUUCUUGUUGGAAUUUGGAAUAUGAACGAGCAAUGCUGGAGUUGAUCAGACUUUUAUCAUGAUGUUCAAAUCACUCUUCUGACUGAUCUCGCAGUUGUGGAGAACGUUGUCAAGCUGAAACCCAGUUACCUGCUGAGCAUCGCUGCACGGGCCAGACCCAGUUUCCCCGACUCGUCUCCAUGGAAUCGCGAAAGCGCUGCCUGAGUUCCCCGCUGCACUACGCUCCCGCCCGUCGUCGUCGUCUGCGCAGCGACGACGGCGCCAGCGACGACGCUCCCCCCGUAACAAUGGACGAAACCCCGCUGGAGGAUGAGGAAACCGUCAUCCAGCAUCCCGCCCACUACGACGCCGACGUCUCCGACUGCGGCGACCUGGACACCACCAAUAUCCCCUCCAACCUCGACGGGAGUGCCGCGGAGUCCGCCGCCAACCUCCACCGGGUGCGGGAUAGUCUGAGUCAGACCAACCUGUCCUUCCUCAACAACUACGACUUCCAGAGCGCUGUGGCCGCCGUCAUGCAGAUGGCCGAGGCCGAGCACCACCCCCCGGCCUUUCUGGCGCCGCGCCACCAGCAUCGACACUCGGCGCUGUCCGACGACUCGGAGGUGGACAGCCAUUCGGAGGUGUCGUUCUCCUGGGAUAUGACGCCCAGUCAGGGGCAGCGCGCGGGGCCCCUGGACGACUGCGAGGUGCUGCGGAAUCUGGGGCUGGCGUCGCCGGGGUUGUCGCCCAUUCGGGAUAUUGACAGAGGGGAGACGCCGAUGAAGGACACGCCGGAUAGGGGGCGGAAGACGCCGCGAUCCACUGCCAAGCGAGCGCUCAAGUUUUCGCCGGCGGCGAGCUGGCCGCGAUAAUUUAUCUCUAGUGCGACAGGAAUUAUUUACCUCUACAGUCCCGUCUUUUUUUGAGUGCAUUUGUUUUUCUGUUUUUUUCAGCAGCGGCACUCAGUUUUUUUUAUUCCUGUACUUAAUUUAUUUUUCUGUGUCCAGUAUAUGUUCCAGUGUUUUUGCAUCUUGUCGACUGGUACCCGACUACCCGUAGCAGAUUUUUUAUAGUUAAUUUUGUCGGCAACCAUGCAGUACGG